This is a messenger RNA of Gaeumannomyces tritici R3-111a-1, 3856 nucleotides long. RefSeq lists its product as hypothetical. Lineage: Eukaryota; Fungi; Ascomycota; Sordariomycetes; Magnaporthales; Magnaporthaceae. The transcript has 2 exons. The record is from RefSeq and is a predicted model, not a curated record. The coding region runs from base 1 to 3246 and encodes 1081 amino acids.
AUGGAUGGCCCGCUGCUGGAUUCGCCGCCUCGCCAGGCCUCGAUCCAGGGCAUAAUACUGAGCCCGGAGCCCAAGUUCCAGUCGUCCCCCAGACGACAGAGACGGACGACGCCAUCCCGCGCCUCGCUGGGUGCGUCCUCGUCAAGCAUGCGUCCCGACCGAAGCAACAGUUACCCCGUGUCCACGCCGGCGAGGUCUUCGGGCUCCCAACAGCAGAACCCCCGCGCCCGCUCCAAGGACGUGUGGUGCGAUGACGACGUCGUCUCCCGAUCCGACCGAGACAGCAGCCGCCGCAGCGGCUCUUACAUGUUGCCCUCCAUGUCCCGCGGCACUUCGCCCAACACGUCCGACUCGGACGACGACACGGACGUGUCGUCGCAGGACGAACAGGAUCAGCCCGAGAUCCGAGUCCCCGACAAGGAGAUGCUCGCCGAGCGCCUCCGGACCAAGAGCAAGAGGGGAGGUGCACACCGCCGCCAACGCACCGUAGACGAAGCGAUCCCCGAGGAGGCCGACUACAGGCUGGAACGCAGCCGAGACAGCUCGCCCGUCGCCCGUGGUGCCCGCAGACCCCAACCCCGCUCACCCUCCCGCCAUUCCUCAGACAGGCGUGAGGCCCCCAAGGAGCACCGCCACGCGUCCCGGAAAAUUCACCGGCAAUCGUCCGCCAUCGACGAAGACAGCAUGCGGCAGAGUGUCUCGGCGAGGAGAACUUCGCGGAGGCACAGCGAACCCGACCACGUAGAGAAGCCUCCGAUGCUCCGCAAGGCCCAGACAUUCGGGGGCUCUGACACGCCCUCGCAGGUUCCCAAGCUUGUCUGCCCAACGACGCACUGCAGGAAGCCCAUCAAGAGCAAGAACAUCUACAAGGAGAGGGAGGACGAGGGCGGUCGCAAGUACGCCAAGUGCAGCUACUGCAAAUGCAGGAUCUGCACCGAGUGCGGCAACCAUUGGCACCGGGAUCCCCAGUGCCCAGACCAGGAGGAGGGACCAGUGCCGCUGAAGCGACCCCAAGCGAAGGCGGUCAGGCGUGUGCAGAUAUGUGCGGGCUGCGGCCACGAGUCUGCGAACUGCGACUGCAACGCCGAGGAAGAAGAGGAAGAAGAAGCUCCCGUCUUGAAACACAGACAGGUGUCGUCAUCCUCCAGGAGGACAGACCGCCUCGAGUCGAGAGACCGGGACGUUCGGCCCCGCGUUAUGGCUGCUGCCCCGGAUCCAACUGAGGCGUACAGGUCCCGGGACCCAUCUCGCUCUCAAUCUCGUGGCACAUCUCAUCACACGUCCCUCAGCCGCCGCUCUCAAUCUCGUGGUCUUGAUGAGUACUCGCGACCACGAAAGAUGCAGGCACAGCCCGAAUCGAGCCUGUCACGCAGGGGGCACGCCCCGCCUCAAACCUUUGACGACGAGGACGAGGACGACUACGACGAUGAUGAUGAUGACGACGGGCGCGACGACGAGGAUGAAGAGGAAGUGCACUACGCAUUUGGACAGCCUGAAGAGGAGGACCAUCACCGUUCCCGGCCCACGCAGGCGCUCACUCCGGCACCGCUUGGACCGCUUGCCGCAGUUCCAUCGGCACCGCCGCGCGGUGCUGACUAUUACUCCCUGACAACGCCUGCUUAUGGAGCCCACCGGGAGCCUCCGCCCACACAUAUGCAGCUACAUACCCGGGGACCGUCCGGGCCCCCGCCGCCUGCUGUGCCGACUCCCCCGUCUUCAAGCUUCAACCACCACUCGCAGCGAGACAGAGAACGGGAGCGAGAGCGGGAGAGAGAACGGGAGCGGGAGCGGGAGCGCGAGCAAGAACGAGAUUUCCGUCAGCGCGAACGUCAGCGCGAGCGUGAACGUGAGCGGGAACGCGAGCGUGAGCGUGAGCGUGAGAGGGAGAGGGAGAGAGAACGUGAGCGGGAGCGAGAGCGGGAGCGUGAGCGCCACGAGCGCCGUGCACGUGAGUUUGAGCCCGAGUCGCUGCCGCUGCACCCAAUGGUUUCGAGCCCCAUGGCUGCGUAUUCGCGGGACCACUACGCCCACUCAGUACCACAGGCGCACUCGUACCCGCCGCCCUACUCUCAGGCCCAGUCCCGACCUUCGCCGCCCCAGCCGCACCCCUUCGCGCCCAUCUCGGACAGGCAAAAGUCGAUGCACCACCAGCACCAUCAUUCACCUGCCGUGUCAUAUUCACAUUCGCAGGCCCCGCCCCCAGCACCAGCUCCGCCGUCGAUGGUGGAGCCCCAUCGCCAUGGUUAUGAGUCUCCCUCUCUUCCCAUCCCCAUGGGACCGUCGCGGGCUCCCGUGCCGGCACCAUCGCCGCCUCCCAUGAUACCGGAUGAUGAGAGAUCCAACCCCGGCGACGAUUACGUGGCAAACGUCAACAAAGCCCGCAACAUGCGCGCGACAUCGAUGGACAGGCGCCUGGCGGAACGAUUCAACCCGGACUCGAGAGGCGCCCAGAAAGCCUACCACGUUCCCGUCAUGUCCCAGCAUCCGCUCACGCCGGCCCCCCAAUCAGCGCCGCAGCCUGUGCUACACCAUGCUCAGGCCCCGCCCACGCUCAUCCACGCCGGGCCGCCGUCCGCUAUUCACAUCACAUCGCCGCCGAUGCACCAUGCCCCAAUGUCGCCACCGCCGACAAUGCAUCACCAGCCGCACACGCCCCCGCACUCGCAUCACCCCCAGAUGUACCCGUCAGCUUAUCCUCCCACCGGGCCGCAUGUGGCCACGAUCCCGAUGCACAUGGCAAGCCCGGCCAUGCCCAUGGCGUCUAUGCCGAUGACGUCCAUGCCAAUGACGUCCAUGCCAAUGACGUCCAUGCCAAUGACGUCCAUGCCAAUGACGUCCAUGCCAAUGGCGUCUAUGCCGCCGCCAGCUGUGCCCCUAGCGCCCGCAGCAAGUGGUAUGAGGCGACACACGAUGGACGAUGAGAUGUACAGCAGUAACUCGAGGAGCACGAGGUCGUCGGACCAAGGGCCAGCGGCAGGUGGAGCCAGGCGUAGGCACCGUGGUGACAGCUACGAUGGCGGCCCCACCGAGCACGACCGGUCGCCUAGUCGGCGCCGACCGACGGUGUCGCGCCGGCCGCGCAAGGACGCGGCUUCUCAGCAGCCGUACCUAGAGGAGGAUGACGAGGAUGUCCAGGCGAGUCGUCUGGCGGGCCUGACCGGGCCCGGCCGCGGUCCGAACCGGGUUUACGAAUGGAGCAGCCACGUUAUGCCGAAUCCUAACGUGCCGGCCUCUGUGGCAUCCUGAGCCAAAGCCUGAGAGCCCAAAUCAAAGGAAAUAGAUUGUCUCCUCCUCUUUGAGACGUCCCAGCCGCCAGACGGCCACGCCGCAGCAAGCACUAAGCACCCGCCGUCGGGACGAAAUGUCAAUGCUCAUCAUCAUCGUCUUCGUGUAUCUCAUUGUCCAUGUUUCUCUUUCGUACUUCGUUUUCUUUUUUUAUAUCAUUUCAUAUUCACGCGCUCCUUGGCCUAUUCCUCUCUGAUUUCCGCAUCGGAUGUCACUUGUAAUUUCGAGGUCGUCUAGUCCAAGGUGUUUUUGUUUCCUUUUCAUGUGUAUCAUACGCCCGUCACGUAUCAACGAUGAUCAAACGACGACGAAGGGCUAUGCGUGGAACUUGCAUAGCAAGGGUAUCGUAUUCCUAUUCUUUUUCUUUCCUUCCCCCUGCACGCCCAACUUGCGUUGACGCUUUGGCCGAACUGAGAGACAUGACAUGAAGAUUGAUGGAGGUCCUUUCCAAAGGGCGGAAGAUGGGGAGGUUACAUAGUUUCCACGUGCUCGUGCUGUUCUUAGGUGCCUUGUGCAACCAAUGAAUUACGUUCCAUGUAGUAUGCCCGAGUCAGUUAUUUUUCAUGUCGUG